CAAAAGCGAACAGAAAUAUUCGCAGCGAUUUUUUAUGAGCGACCAAAGCGUCUUUGCAGCGCACACUCGGCAACAGGAAUUGCUUUACGACAGUGUCACUCAUUCAGAAAACAGGAAGUGCUUUACAGCAGUGUGGCACAUAUUCUACCGGGUAACCCAUGGAAACAGAUACGUAACAUGGAGUUUUGUUUGUACGCGUGGGGAGCCAACAGCUACGGACAGCUGGGAAGGGGCGACGCGGAGGACCUGUCUGAUCCUCGGCGGCUGGGUCCGGGUGCUAUGCCCUCCGUGCCGCUCCGGGUCCUGCGGGGAGGAGGCGGCCACACGGUGGCUAUCACAGAGGAUGGGGAGGUGUGGUCGUGUGGGCAGAACCACAGGGGGCAGCUGGGGCUGGGCCACACGACAGACGUCUCCACUCUCCACCCCGGCCCCGCCCUCAAGCAGAGGGUCGUCAACGUGUCCUGUGGUUGGGAUUUUACCCUUUUUCUAACCGAUUGUGGCCAGGUCCUGACAUGUGGAUCCAACGCUUUUGGGCAACUGGGUGUGGCCAAAACAAGCACCCACUCUGCAGAGCCAGUUCGCGUUGAGAGCCUUGGCGAGCCGGUGGUCAGUGUGGCAGCAGGACUUCGACAUGCACUCGCUGUCACCGACAGCGGCUGUGUGUACCAGUGGGGGUUAGGUCUGUUGACCCACGCCAGGAGAGCAGUAGGCCCAAACUCGGUCCCGCUGCACUUUAACUCCCAGGUGCCCGUGCGUGUACCGGGUUUGGAUCAUGUGACCGCACGUACAGUAGCUGCUGGAUCUGCCCACUGCGUUUGCCUUACAGGUGGAGGUGAUGUGUUUCUGUGGGGCAGUAAUAAAUAUGGACAGCUAACUACAAACGACUGCUUUUCAACCUAUCCUGCUCUUCUCAACCGCUCACUAUUGGACGGAGAGGGUGCCACUCACGUGUGGAGCGGCUGGACUCACCUUGUGGCCAAAACAGAGAGUGGAAAAGUGUUCACAUGGGGAAGAGGGAAUUAUGGACAGCUUGGAAGAACAGAACCAACCAAUCACAGUGCAGUACUGCAGUCAGAUGACUCUCCAGUAGUAGAGGACGUCAAGGAGGUCUCGUUUCCUGGGAAGGUCGACGCCCUUUAUGGGGCCGAACAGAUUGCUUGUGGGUCUGAGCACAAUCUGGCCAUUGUAGGGAACCGUCUCUUCUGCUGGGGCUGGAACGAACACGGGAUGUGUGGCGACGGCUCACAGACGGAUCUCCCCCGGCCGCAGCCCGUCUCCGCUCUCAGGCCCGUUGUGAUUGGCUGUGGAGCGGGCCACUCUUUGGCCCUGUGCGCGGUGGAACGGUGAUGGCCGCGAUAAUCUGAAGCUGGCCGUGUGCGAUUAUCGAACAUGGAGCCCAUCAGAGAGACGUUGAUGGCACAAAACAAACGACUCCAAAGUAACUAUGCAAUACUGUGCUCGAUAAGGUUGACCUGCUGCAAAGGCCUUUUUGUGUGGGAAGUCUCACACACCAUAAACACUCACUGGUUCAGCUGGAGGGGGCAUUAUGUGAGGUGUGGAAUGGACCAUUAUGUCCCUUAUAUCAUCCUUUCAGUUUGAUGGACGUGAUGGGAGAGGGCGGCUUUGGCCGUUCAUAUGCCCCCCCCCACACCCCUUCUCAUUGUUGGCCUGCCAUAUUCAUCUUCUCCAAUUGAGCAGGGCAGUUAUGAACGGUUGGGGGGGAGGUUGAGCAGAGGUGGGAGAGGGUCCAUGUCGCGAUGUCACAGGCUUUAUUGCGGUGAUCUUCAGUGUCAACCGGCACUCAAUCUAGUGGUGGUCCACCCUCUGUACUGGGACUCUCAUGGCCAUGGUGAUUUACUGCCAAUGUAUAGACCCACUGUAGUCGCUGUGCUUUCUCUGGGCCUGCCAGCUGUCAUUAGCCCUCGUCACAUUUGAUGGAUAUGAUGACUGUCAGUCGAAAGGCCCUCCAUCAUAUGGAGUGGUUUAUGUUUGUAGUAAACAUUUUAUCUUGCAUGUCUUGCAUUUUUACAUGUGCAAUAUUGUUGAAAGCAUUUUCACCAUCAAGUUCAAUGUCAAAUUUAUGAAAAUGCCAAUUUAUUAUUUGCUUCCCGGAGUGGUUCAAGAGAGUUAAGUCAACACUUGUUGAAAAAGGAUGACGUCGGUGUAGUUUUUAUUUUUCACUAUUUAUUGUACAAGCCUGAAUUUCCAUUGGUCAGAAAAAGUCACAAGAGAAACCCUUAAACAACAAACUGAUUGAAACGAGCACUUAAUCACCACCUUAACUAACUUCAAAAAGCACGGUGCUCUGGAAACAAACAGUCUGACGUUCCUCUAAACGGCACACAUUAGUCAGCCACCGCUAGAGAGAUCAACCUCAUCAAUGACCCGUUGCCACGGUUUUUCUCCUUGUCCUCCGCAAUAUUGGUCGGUUACCAGCUCCCUCCCUGCACUGGCUCUCAGUGGCACGCCCACAUAUGUGAUUCCUGUUUGCAUACUGAUCUUAUUCUGGGAUGUUGGCAGUGUGUUGCAGUGGUUUGAUUCGAAAUGUUGGUCCAUGACCAAUCGAGUAGCUCUUUCAACGGCACGAGCUACGAGUUAGCUUACAGUGUGUGUGUGUGUCGGUGUUGAUAUGUCCUUUGGAUAUUGAAGGCCAAUCGGGGUCUCCGUGUAGGCCUGUUCGCCCUUUGGGUAGGCCAUUUGUAGUGGUUCAGCGAUGAUAUGAGUGAAUGGUUUAUAAAUCAGUACAUAUUUAAAAAAAUCUUCAGUUAGUCGUGUUUUUCAAGCGGAAGGGUUUUGAAAAACAGAGGCACUUCUCCAAUGUAUUUAUAUUCUGCAAUUGUUUUUGUUGUUGAUCAAAUGGGAGUGCAUAAAGAGCAAAACAGGCCAAUUUCACACGAUUGUCGGUUAAAAAAAGGUUAUGUAUAAUAAUUACAAUGGCAGUAACUGUUAUUGUCGUCUGAAAUAGACAAGAAUGUUAAAAUGUCAACAUCUAAUCAUGUUGAAUGUAUAUUUGCUAAACAAACAGCAUAUUAGGUCAUGUAAGAAUACCAAUAUUAAAAUCACUCCAUUUUACUGCCUCACAAA
Gadus macrocephalus (Pacific cod) is the source of this 3084-nucleotide messenger RNA. It is a transcript of the gene sergef, whose product is annotated as secretion regulating guanine nucleotide exchange factor. Lineage: Eukaryota; Metazoa; Chordata; Actinopteri; Gadiformes; Gadidae. The transcript is spliced from 11 exons. The record is from RefSeq and is a predicted model, not a curated record. The coding region runs from base 178 to 1347 and encodes 389 amino acids.